AGACGAGAGCAAGAUGGCCGUAAAGUGGUGACGGGUAGUGGAAUGUCUGGCUGUAAAAUUAGUGAUUUUCCCGAAUUGUGGAUGGCCUAGCAAUGGCCGAAUUUAACAUCGACAUCGGUAAACUUCCUGAGGAUGUGCGGGAAAAGCUUGCCGAGUUAGAACUUGAACUUUCUGAAGGAGAUAUAACACAAAAAGGUUAUGAAAAAAAACGCACACGUCUCCUACAACAAUAUACUACAAAACAAAUCGCAGGAGGUGGAACUGGAUCUGGUGGUGGUGGCACAGGUGAUAGCGGGGGUGAUAGAACGAGUUAUGGAAGCGGUGGUGUUGGUGGACGUCCACAGCCACGUGCAAGACGAACCCAACGUCGAGUCACACAUUCAGAAAAACGUUAUCACUCAGAAGUACGGCAGGAGGCAGUUCAACAAGCCCUGGCAGCAAUGCAGAGUAGACCAAAGCCUUCACUUCCAAUGCCAUCAAAAAGAACAUCCGUGAUGGCACGAAGUCCAGAUCGAGAACUUCGAGAUAGUGGCGAGUCUAGUAGCGAUGAAGACAGUGUUGUUACAGAAGAAUCACCAGGUGCUGGUGGUCCUACUGGAACUGGUCUUUCAGAUACGAGUAGCACAGGUUCAGCACGAGAUACACCACCACCGCCUAGACCACCAGCUAGAAGACCACCCCCAGCUGACAUCACUGAUAUUGCCGAGUAUACUCCGCAUGCCUACUGUAAUAUUCAGCCACCGGAUGUGACUCAUACAACGCAAUCAAGAAGACCCGGUGCUGACCGCGUUAAUCGGUACCAUGUAGUUGAGGAAAACAAUACAGGAACAACAGGACGUUGGAAAGUAUCAGCUAAAAUUCAACAACUCUUGAAUACAUUGAAGAGACCUAAAAGAAGACCUCUACCAGAAUUUUAUGAAGAUGAUGAUAUUGAAUUGGAGAUUGCUGCUAAUCCAAAAGAUCCAAAUGCUCCCAAACCAGAAGGUGGAAUUAUGACUUCAGCUGUUGGAGAACAGUUAUCAGUACCAUCAGGUUUGCCAAGAUCAUUGGAAGCUGCUAUUCAGAGGUAUGGUUCGGCAACAUAUAAAGCUUCAGCGGCAACAGUUUUAGAUCCUAAUGGGAAGCUCUGUGUGACUCUUACAUACGGAAAACUGCUAAGUCGAUCGCACAAAAUAGCAUAUACACUAUUAAAUAAAGCUUUGAGUCGCAACGUUGGUGAAUGCUGUCUUAAGCCUGGUGAUCGAAUCGCCCUUGUCUAUCCCAACAAUGAUCCUAUUAGCUUUAUGUGUGCAUUCUAUGGUUGUCUUCAAGCAGGAAUAGUUCCAGUACCAAUUGAAGUACCGCUGACCCGUCGUGAUGCUGGCUCUCAGCAAAUUGGCUUUCUCCUCGGCAGCUGCGGUAUACAGGUGGCACUGACCAGCGAGGCGUGCCUCAAAGGCUUACCGAAGACUGCUGCUGGUGAGGUCGUUGCCUUCAAGGGCUGGCCAAAAUUACAUUGGUUUGUUACUGAACAUUUAGGAAAAAUUCCAAAGGAUUGGUUACCACCUCCACGAUUAACUGAUGAUACCCCAGCAUAUAUUGAAUAUACAACUGACAAAGACGGUUCUGUGAUGGGCGUUACAGUGACGAGAGCUGCAAUGCUUGCACACUGUCGUGCACUAACGAUGGCCUGCGGCUAUACUGAGGGUGAAAAUGCUGUGUGUGUGCUAGACUUCAAACGAGAAGUUGGACUAUGGCAUAGCACUUUAACAAGUGUGCUUAAUGGAAUGCAUGUCAUUUUUAUACCUUAUGCUCUGAUGAAAGUUAACCCGGCAAGUUGGAUGCAAAUGAUAACUAAGCACCGUGCGAGUGUAGCUGUUGUAAAAUCUAGGGAUCUUCAUUGGGGUCUUUUGGCAACUAAAGAUCACAAAGAUAUAUCUUUGUCUUCUAUUAGGCUAUUACUGGUAGCCGAUGGUGCUAAUCCAUGGUCUCUUUCCUCGUGCGACCAGUUUCUCUCAGUUUUCCAAUCAAAAGGUCUUCGACCGGACGCUGUUUGCCCAUGUGCUUCAUCUAGUGAGGCUCUGACAGUCUCUAUUAGACGACCAGGACGUGCUGGCGUUAAUGCAACCGGUCGUGGAGUUCUUUCUAUGUCCGGUUUAAGUUACGGUGUUGUACGUGUCGAUCAAGAGAAUUCUCUUACCUCUUUAACAUUACAAGAUUGCGGACAAGUUAUGCCUGGAUCUAUUGUUGUCGUGAUAAAAAUGGAAGGUCAACCUUUCAUUUGUAAAACAGAUGAAGUUGGAGAAAUAUGUGUACACAGCUCUGCAACUGCAAGUCAAUACUGGGGAUUACAGGGUUUAACAAAUAAUACUUUUAAAGUAUCGCCAUUGCAGCCUGAUGGAACAGCUGUGGGUGAUGCUGAAUAUGCGCGUUCUGGCCUACUGGGUUUCCUUGGUCCUGGUGGUUUAAUCUUUGUCUGCGGCUCACGCGAUGGCCUAAUGACCGUCACGGGGCGAAAACACAAUGCUGACGACAUAAUUGCCACUGUACUAGCGGUAGAGCCUAUGAAAUUUAUAUACCGCGGAAGGAUAGCUGUUUUUAGUGUACGAGUUUUAAGAGAUGAAAGAAUAUGUGUUGUCGCUGAGCAACGGCCUGACUGUAGUGAAGAAGAAAGUUUUCAAUGGAUGUCACGAGUGCUUCAAGCAGUUGAUUCUAUUCAUGCAGUUGGAAUUUAUUGUCUUGCUUUAGUACCUCCAAAUUACUUACCUAAAACACCUCUUGGUGGAAUUCAUUUAUCUGAAACAAAGAGACGCUUUUUAGAAGGAACUUUACACCCAGCAAAUGUAUUAUUAUGUCCCCAUACUUGUGUUACCAACUUACCAAAACCGCGUGAAGUUCAUUCAGCGGGGGAUUCUGUUUCAGAUGUUGGUCCAGCAAGUGUUAUGGUGGGCAACAUUGUCCAGGGUAACCGACUUGCAUCAGCUCAAGGACGGGACUUAGGUGUACUCGAUGAAGAUAGCGAUAAUGCCAAAAAGUAUCAAUUUAUUUCUGAAAUUCUUCGAUGGCGUGCGGUCAGUACAUCAGAUCAUGUAAUUUUUACAUCACUCAAUGCUAAAGGAGCUGUUGCAACUUCUCUAUCAUGCUCUCAACUUCAUAAAAAAGCUGAGAGAAUUGGUAAUCUUCUAUUAGAUCGUGGAAGAAUCAAUACUGGGGACCAUGUAGCUUUAAUAUUUCCACCAGGAACUGAUUUAAUUUGUGCUUUUUACGGUUGCCUUUAUGUUGGAGCUGUUCCUGUAACUAUAAGACCACCUCAUCCACAAAAUUUACAAACCACACUGCCUACUGUACGCAUGAUUGUCGAUGUCAGUAAAUCUGUACUUGUUCUUACCAAUCAAAAUAUAUUGAAGCUGCUCAAGACUAAGGAAGCUAAUAAUGUAGUCGACAUAAAAAGUUGGCCAACAGUCCUUGAUAUGGAUGAUAUGCCAAAAAAGAAGUUGCCCGUGAUGUAUCGAGCACCCACUGCUGAAAUGCUUGCCUAUUUAGACUUUAGUGUUUCAACGACGGGAAUGUUAGCCGGUAUAAAAAUGUCACAUGCUGCUGUCACUUCACUUUGUCGUGCUAUGAAAUUAGCUUGUGAAUUAUAUCCUUCGCGACACAUUGCUCUCUGUUUGGAUCCAUAUUCAGGACUAGGUUUUGCUCUUUGGUGUCUUAGCAGUAUAUAUAGUGGUCAUCACUCUAUUUUGAUACCUCCUUCAGAAGUUGAAGCUAAUCCGGCUCUAUGGUUAUCUGCAGUCAGUCAGUCAAGAGUAAGAGAUACAUUCUGUUCUUAUGGAGUGAUGGAACUUUGUACAAAAGGAUUAGGAUCUUCGGUUCACGCUUUAAAAGCACGUGGUGUUAGUCUCGCAUGUGUAAGAACUUGUGUUGUUGUGGCUGAAGAAAGACCAAGAAUUGCACUUACCACUAGUUUCAGUAAACUAUUUUCUGCUCUUGGACUUAGUCCACGAGCUGUGUCAACAUCAUUUGGCUGUCGGGUCAAUACUGCUAUUUGUUUACAAGGUGCAUCGAGCCCAGAACCAUCGACAGUUUAUGUAGAUCUUCGAGCACUUCGUAACGAUCGAGUUUCUCUAGUAGAACGUGGAAGUCCUCAUUCUUUAUGCUUAAUGGAAUCUGGAAAACUUCUACCUGGUGUAAAAGUGAUAAUUGCAAAUCCUGAGACAAAAGGUCAAUGUGGGGAUUCACAUUUAGGAGAAAUUUGGGUACAAUCAGCUCAUAAUGCCAGUGGGUACUUUACUAUUUAUGGUGAUGAAAGUGAUUAUGCAGAUCAUUUUAAUGCUCGAUUGGUUACUGGAAAUACUGGUGAAGUGUAUGCAAGAACUGGAUAUCUUGGCUUUUUAAGACGUACUGAAUGUGUUCAACAAUCAGCUGUUGGUGAAGUACCUGGUGAUAAUACAAGUGCAGAUGUUGAUAUUGUACCAGGUGAUGCUGAAUUACAUGACGCUGUUUUUGUUGUUGGUGCUCUCGACGAAGCAAUUUUAUUGCGAGGCAUGCGUUAUCAUCCUAUUGAUAUUGAAAAUAGUGUAAUGCGGUGUCAUAAAAAAAUUGCAGAAUGCGCUGUGUUUACUUGGACUAAUUUACUUGUGGUUGUUGUUGAACUAAAUGGAAGUGAGAGCGAAGCUUUGGAUCUUGUUGCUCUUGUUACUAGUGCUGUUUUGGAGGAGCAUCAUUUAGUUGUUGGUGUCGUCGUAGUCGUUGACCCUGGAGUGGUGCCGAUCAAUUCACGCGGAGAAAAACAAAGAAUGCAUUUGCGGGAUGGAUUUUUAGCAGAUCAAUUAGAUCCUAUUUAUGUAGCGUAUAAUAUGUAAACGAGCUUGAGAGUGGCAAAAAAAAUUAUUAUUAAUUUAAUUUACAUUGUUCACUUCUUGAUAAUUAAUUGUAGUCAAAGACCAUUUAUUUUCAUCACAGUACAUCGACAUAGUUGAUUCGUUUUAUUUUUUGGACUCCCUAAUGGGUGAUAACAUUCUUAUAUCAAUUUAUUUAUCCAUAAUUAAUAAUUUAACGUAAUAUAAUCUUCGAAUGUGUUUUUAUCUUCAAAUCCAUUCAGAAUUAUAAUUUUAACAUUGAUGAAUGCCGAAAAUUAAACAUUUUUCGAAUAACGUAUUGAUUCGAGAGUAUUCAAGGGCAGCUAUUUGUAAAUUAUUGAUUUUUUUUUCUUUAAACUCCAUUUCGUAUUUGGAGUAGACUGAAAGAUCGAUCGGACAAUACAUAUUUAUCGUUUUUAUAGCCACGUUUAAUAAAAUAAAUAUUUAAAGUCACAAACAUUAAUUCAUAUCUAUAUAUUUGUAUUGAUCCCGUAAUCAAUUAGACUACGUAUAGUUUUCUCUUACCAUCGAUCUUAAACAACUACAUUAUUUUUACGUAACAUAAUCUGAUAUUUGUAAGCAUUAUAUGCUUUUCCUAUUCAAUUAAAGAGCUGAAAACGUAAAAAAGAUGUGAUCGUUAGCGCUUAAAUUUUACUUUAUUAAUAUUAUAAUUCAGGCUCAAAUUUACUCUUAUAAAUACUUAUAUAAUGAUAAUUCAGUCAAUAUUCAUUUAUUGUUUAUCUUUAAAAUAAAAAAACAAGUAUAUAUAUAUAUAUAUAUAUAUAUACAUAUUACUCGAGCAAUUGUUUUUUAAUUCUCUGGACGCCAUUUUAUCAAAAAAUUGUACAGUCGUUAGUUUUAUAAUUUUAUGUUAUUCUACAUUAAUUUAAUCACGCGGAUAUUUUUUUAUAGCACUGAUUGUAAGUUAAUUAUCAUAUUUUUUUUCCAUAUGUCAUCAAGCUAAACAGUGAUUGAGUAUCGUCGAGUGCAAUACAUAUAAGCUCUUUUAAUACUGUAAUCAUCGAUAUUCCUUGUAAAUAAUUCAAGUUAAUUAAUAGACGAACAAAAAUAAAAAUUUUUUUCGCCUAUUCUACGAAAAAAAAUGUAAACCUUUGUGCACCAUUGAAUUUCGAGAACUUCAAUUUUGAUAUUAAGUAUGAAAAUAAUUGAAAAAAUGUGCCAUGCCUAUAUAUAUAUAUAUAUAUAUAUAUAUAUUCAAGGCACGUAUAUUUUUUUUCUUUUUGUUUUUAACAAUAAACUUUCAAUAUUGUAACAAAUUGUGUCUAUUGGAGUCAUUAUAAUUAUUGUUAAUUAUCAGUUGUGAUUUACAUUUUUAAUCAGAAAACAAUUAUCAUUCAAAAUAUAUAAAAAAGAAACAUAUUAAUUUAUAAAGUAGUUGCAUUAAUGAUUAUUACCAUAAGAACGAAUAAUGUUUAUAUUUUUACAAUGAUCAGUUUCAUUUUAUAAAAUUUUAUUGUAAUAACAUAAAAACAAAUCUGAGAUAAAAAUUUUAUGGAAUAAUUAUUCUCAAAAUGGAAUCGCACAAAACUAAUGGAGAAUGCGUGCAUGCGAAAAAAAAGGUUUCUAUUGUAUGUAUAAAUGUUGAUAAUAAUAAUUGAUAGGAAUAUGGGA
This is a messenger RNA of Microplitis demolitor, 6470 nucleotides long. It is a transcript of the gene DIP2, whose product is annotated as disco-interacting protein 2. The record is from RefSeq and is a predicted model, not a curated record. Lineage: Eukaryota; Metazoa; Arthropoda; Insecta; Hymenoptera; Braconidae. The transcript has 14 exons. Bases 93 to 4841 code for a protein of 1582 amino acids.